UAGUCGAAUUUUCUGACUUUUCUUCCCCUCCACCCUCCUUUCCUUCACGAGAAAAAGCAGUAAACACAGGCUGUAAGCACGGCUCCGCCUGGAUCUCAGAGGCUGGAAACUCCUCCCCGAAUCACAUGUGAGGCGAGGAAAAAGGUUCAGGGUCUGCAAUGUGCCUUCGCUUCAUGACAGCUAAUAGUUUUAUUUCAUAAAGUGGUGAACGGCUUCUGAAUGGAUGCCUGUGCUUCCAGCAGAUAGAUUGAGGGUCGUUCACAGGUUCAACCAAGCAGCACGAUGGUGGACUGGGACUAUGACUAUCUGAUCAAGCUCCUGGCGCUCGGCGACUCGGGCGUGGGAAAGACCACCUUCCUCUACAGGUACACGGACAGCAAGUUCAACAGGAAGUUCACGACCACGGUGGGAAUUGACUUCAGGGAAAAGAGAGUGGUUUACACGGGGACCGGUGCUGAUGGGACGAGUGAGAGGAACUUCAGAGUCCACCUCCAGCUCUGGGACACAGCGGGUCAGGAGAGGUUUCGCAGCCUCACAACUGCUUUCUUCCGAGAUGCAAUGGGCUUCCUGUUGAUGUUCGACUUGACCAAUCAGCAAAGUUUUGUUAACGUCAGGAACUGGAUGAGUCAGCUUCAGGCCAAUGCGUACUGCGAUAACCCAGAUGUGGUGCUGGUGGGCACUAAGGCAGACAUCAGAGACACGAGGAACGUUAACGCCAAACUGGCCAGAGAGAUGGCUGACAGAUACGGCAUCCCCUACUUUGAGACGAGUGCUGUGUCGGGAGUGAAUGUGGACGCCGCUGUGCUCACCCUGCUGAACCUGGUGAUGAAGAGGAUGGAGCAGAGCACGUAUGGGGCCCCUGGCUCUGAACCCAAUGGGAGCCCCACCACCAGCCAUGAGGUGGAGGAGGCCCCCAUCAGGAGGUGGUGCUCCUGUUAAUGUUCCCAGCAGCAGCAGCAACGGCGAAGGAGAAACAGACUUUAAAAAGUGGUGUAUAGACAAAGACUUAUUGGAAUUUCCUAUAUUUCGUUUGGUUUCUCUUGUUGUGUUAAGAACAGAAUAAACUACUUUUGUCAGUUUC
Molecule: messenger RNA, 1081 nt
Organism: Xiphophorus hellerii (green swordtail)
Lineage: Eukaryota; Metazoa; Chordata; Actinopteri; Cyprinodontiformes; Poeciliidae
Product: ras-related protein Rab-27B
Exons: 6
Coding region: 283-939 (218 amino acids)
Molecular function (GO): GTPase activity; GTP binding
Source: RefSeq, a predicted model, not a curated record